Messenger RNA from Crotalus tigris (Tiger rattlesnake), 3643 nucleotides. It is a transcript of the gene ZW10, whose product is annotated as zw10 kinetochore protein. The transcript has 16 exons. Gene Ontology annotation, biological process: mitotic cell cycle; endoplasmic reticulum to Golgi vesicle-mediated transport; mitotic spindle assembly checkpoint signaling. NCBI's taxonomy places the organism in Eukaryota, Metazoa, Chordata, Lepidosauria, Squamata, Viperidae. The coding region runs from base 48 to 2384 and encodes 778 amino acids. Gene Ontology annotation, cellular component: RZZ complex; chromosome, centromeric region; nucleus. The record is from RefSeq and is a predicted model, not a curated record.
GUCGCUCGCGUCGCGCCUUCCCGUGAGGCUCCGCGCAGGGCGGCGGGAUGGCGGCGCGCGGCUCCUCGCUGGUGGAGGCCGUGCUGGCCUGCUCGGGGCGCCUGGAGAAGGAGGGUCUGGCCGGCCGCCUCGCCCGCCUCUCCCGCCGGGCCGAGGAGCUCAAGGAGGAGGUUUGCAGCAUGAUCAACCAAAGAUACGUCGAGUUCCUGCCCAGCGUGCAGAGCGCCAAGGAUCUAGAGAGCCAAGUGCAAGAACUCGCAGCCGGCAUCGACCAGCUGAGAUCCAGGAUCGAGAAUGAGGUCCAGCAAGAUGUUAACGUGGCCAUUGCAGACUUUGCUGAUCUGAAACAGCAGCUGGAGAGAGAGCUACUUGUUCUGAGCGUGCUGAAGCAGCUCCAGGAGUUCGACACUGCUCUCAAACAGUUCGCUACCUUGCUGCCCCUGAAGAAGUACAUCUCAGCAACUAACUACCUGAACAAGGCCCGGAGAAGCCUGAAAACCAUGGAGUCUCGUCGGGGCUUUGAGCUGAAGAUUCUGAAGGCGCUCGGCCAGGAGCUCACCAUUCAGACCCAAAACAUUCUGUAUCUUUUGGAUCAGGAGUGGCAGCGAAUGGUGGUGUGGAAACUUCCCCAGUCACAAGAACUCAGCUGUCCAGAGGCAGCUACCCAAACAGAGUUGUACCUGUGUCUGCCCAGAAAAGAUGUUGCCACAGACCCAGGAGUUUCAACGGUUCUGCAGGCUUUUGCCAUUCUGGGAGAACUGGAUGUGAAGUUCAAGCAUUUUGGACAGUUACUGCUGAAGCACAUCCUCAAGCCUUUGAUCUGUUGUCCCUCCUUACGGCUGUUGAUGGAAGAUCAGCCUGAUGGCGUCACGCUCAAAUUUGAGUCAGUGGGCUCCAGUCUUGGCCACCCGCCCCCCUUGGAAGUGUUUGCGAAGCUCCAAUUGGUGUUCAAAGUUCUCCACCAACACCUGCUGGACACCCCACUUGCCCCUUGCGAGGAAGAGGAGGAGGAAAACAGCACCUGGCCCGGCUUGGCCGAGGUGUUGAGCAGUGUGAUUUGGAGGAAGCUGUCCGACUGCCUCAUUUGCGACUGCUUGGUGCACUCCAUCCCCAGCAGCAGCAGCCAGCUUGCACAGUACACAGAGGUUAUUAAAGCAACAGAAGACUUUGAAAAAGCCUUAAAAGACAUGAAGUUCCUCCCGGAGAACUCCGUGGACUUGCUGACCUACGCCCGCAAUGUUAACUGCCAUUUUGCCAACAAGAAAUGCCAGGAUGUCAUCGUGGCAGCCAGGAACCUGAUGACCUCAGAAAUACACAACACUGUGAAGGUCACCCCAGACUCUGUGGUUACGCUUCCCACCCUGCCUGCCUCUGGAGCUGGGGACCAGUUAAAGCCGCCCGAAGGGCCCGAGGCGCUUCUCAAGCAGGUGACCAACUUGGAGAACAAGACCAAGCUGAGCCGCCACACCUUCUCUUUCCCCACCUGCCGCAUCAGCGACUCUGUCCACCGAUUGAUGGCUUUGGCCUAUCAGACCCUCCAGGAGGCAUCAGCCAGCACUGAUCAAUGCUGCAACCAGCUCUUCUACUUGGUGCGCAACAUCUUCCAUCUCUUUUGCGACGUGGUGCCCAUGUAUCAUAAAGAGAACCUCCAGAAGCUUCCCCAGCUGGCCGCUAUUCACCACAACAAUUGCAUGUACAUUGCCCACCACCUGCUGACCAUGGGCCACCAGUUCAGGAGCCGGCUGAGUGAUGGGACGGCCACCUUCGUCGACUUGGUGCCCGGGUUCAGGAAACUGGGAACAAGGUGCUUCCUCACCCAGAUGCGGGUUCAAAAGGAGGAGCUUCUGGAGAGGCUCUCCCUGUCACGGAAUUUCUGCAGCCUGGACGACGAGGACAACUACUCUGCGGCCAACAAAGCUGUCCGUCAGGUUCUGCACCAACUGAAGAGACUGGGCAAGAUCUGGCAGGAUGUCCUACCGGUGAGCGUCUACUGUCGGGCCAUGGGGACCCUGCUGAACACGGCCCUGGUGGAAAUCACGAGCAGGAUUGUUGCUCUGGAGGAUAUCUCCGCGGAGAAUGCUGACCGGUUGCAUGCCCUGUGCAGGACCGUGGUGGACGAGGGCCCCCGGGUCUUUGUGCCCCUGCCGGAGGAAAAGGAGAACCGGCACUUCCAGGAGGAGGUGCCCGUUUACGUGCCCAAGUGGAUGAUGUUCCAGGAGCUCAUGUUGGUCUUACAGGCCAGUCUGCAAGAAAUUGUGGACCGGUGGGCAGGCAGCAAAGGGCCCCUUGCCACCGAGUUCUCCCCCAGCGAGGUGAAGAACCUCAUCCGAGCCUUGUUCCAGAACACAGAGCGGAGGGCAGCUGCCUUGGCCAGCAUCAAGUAGCUGGUGGCCUCUGAAAGAUCGUCCUGGGCUGAGGCUGCUUCCUGCCUGGUCUCCCCUUCCUCCUCGUGGAGUCCUGGCUGGGGCUGAUGUGCUCCGUGGUCGAAGAGCUCAGUCGGAAGCCCAUCAAGUGGCAGUUCCGGACCUCAGAAAACGACUUUCCCGGCAGAACACGUGAUCAACUGACUGAAUCUUCUACCCAAAGAAGAUCCCAACUGGUCCAGAUCUUGGACACGUUUGGCCAAGCCCAGCUGGCAUGCUGAAGCUCUGGGCAGGAUGUGAGGAAACAGCAUCUAUGCAGCUUCUUCCCAAGGGAGCCCUCCUCUUGCGCACCUUAACCGCUUCUCUUUUGCAAGUGGCUUCUAAAGCACACCUGACUUGAAGGGGGGGGGGCGGGGGGACCUUCCAGUAGCCUUUCAAGGCUCUUAAAGUGCCAAAGCCUUCUUGACUUUACCAGCCUUUCCCUUUACUCUGGCGUUGGGAGGAGGAGGAGGAAGGGGGGAGACUGUAAUGAAUGGAUUUAAAAGAAGGGAAAAUGGGGCGAGGUGGCUGGUCCUGUCCCCUCCCCCCCCCUGGAUGCCCGACUUCCUGUUCCCCAAGCACCGCUGACCCCUGUGUCAUGGGAGAAGCCUCUGGGCUUUCAGGAAUUCUGCUCCCAUGGAAGUCGGUCUUCAGGGAACCAGUGUCUGGCAUGGGGACUGCAUUAGGCUGAUUGGUCAAGCAGCAAAGGUGAGGCUGGGGCUCCGUUAUGUCCCCUUUCUUGAUGCCCAGCACCUGCCCAGAUGCCUCUUGCUGUGUUUCCUCAAUGCCAGGUCUCCCUCUGGUCAAAUUCCUGCAUAUUGGCCAUUUGCAAACAUUCUUCAUCUUAUUGGCAAGCAUCUUUUUUUCUGUCUCUAUGUAUAGAAUCUGAGAGCAUCUCUGUAAUAAAAUCCUCCUCAAGACCAGGAUUUGAAGGGGCAGGUUGUACUUUUGGUGUGAUAUCCCUCUUCCAGUUUGAGUUUCUUUAGCAUUUAAAUCUCUACCUGCACAAGGUAAAAACCGGUGCCUGCCCUCUUGUUGAAAGACUAAAAGAAGUGCUCAAUUAGGGGUGGGGUAAAUGUUUGAAUUAUUUUGGGGGGCAAAAUUUUUGGAUAUGUUUUCAGUCAUCUAACCUGUAUUUCCUCUUGCAUUACCUUCAGAAAGCAGAAUUAAAUUUACAUCCUCCAUGAGAUUUUUUUCAUGACCAAACACAUACAACUUCAAUAAAACCCAAAUUCUCAGGA